UUUUUUUUUUUUAAAUUUUUUUUUGUUCUUCCCUUUUGUUUGUUUUCUUCUGUUUUGUUUUUGCAUUCGUUACCAACAAGUCACGCUUGGUCACUAGACCUCAAAUGUUCACGACUCAGGAGUCCCAGGGUUAGCUCUCAUAAUGCAUAAAUUAUCUCAAUGGUUUUAUCAUUUUAACCCGAAGUCUCUCAGCUUACAUUUACAACUUAACAUGGCAUUUCUUCUGGCAGGUCCCGGACAGGGAUGGGUAUUCUUAGCCUGCGAAAAUAGCCGUCCUUCUGGACGGCUGUUUACGCAGGCUAAACUUAGUAUUCUCGUCGGACUUUGUGAACAAACAAACCGGCUAAUUUGUAGUCCAAGCCAGGCAUGGCAUUUUAAAAUGUAUCUGCAACAACAAGACAUAAAUUACUGUUUCUAGGAUUUAUAAAUCAUACGGUCUGAACAAACUCUCCAAGUGAGUGGGAAAGCUUUCUGCGAUCUCUGUCAUCUCCAUCCACGAGAGAAAGAUCACUUCGUGACAGCGUGACCCAACACUCUUGUGACAUGUACGGCAUCGAAGAGAAAACAGUAGAAAUUGAAAACGCGCUUUUUCGACAUUUUUGGGUUUACUUCGACACAUCCCCGAUUAAAAUCUUCUACAGCAAGUGAUAAAUGAAUAGCUAAGGUAUUCAUGUUCCACAGGUGAGAGUUUUGAGGGCCCUGCUUUCGUAAGAAACCGUAGAAACCGUACCAUGCAAAUCAGAUUGCACGUGUGGUAUAUCAGUUACUCAUUUGACGGGGUGGUAGAUUUUGGGCAUUUUUCAGAGAAAAAAAAGAAUUGUAAAUAGUGGCAAGAGUCCGAAUUAAAUUGUAUGAACGCUUCAUCAUCAGAAAUAAAGUACUACACUUCAAAUCUUAAAUCAGAAAGGAUAAACAGGUCACGCGAGAACUUAUUAUUCGUAUACUUUGAUUGGAUGACAACUGACAGCCAGUUGUAGCAAAUGAAGCCUUUGAUCACGCAAGCUAGAAACGCUUUCGGUCUCCGCUGUAUUUACGAAAGAAUGCAAAAAAAAUGGCGACGGGCGGAAAUGUACCCGAGCUAGGCGGGUAUGAUUACGAGUUUAUACGUAAAGUUCCCGAGGAUUGGGAAUGUCUUGUGUGUCAUUUAACAAUGAAAGAUCCUGUGCAGAUUAUGGGAUGUGGACAUAGACUCUGUAGCAUCUGUAUGGAAUCCCUGUUGAGGCGCACAUCACCGACAUGUCCAGCAGACAGACAACGUUUGUCACGUGAGAAGAUAUUUCCAGAUGCCGCUUGUCAUCGCAUAAUUCUGGAUCUUACCGUGAAAUGUCCUUAUUUUGGAUGUUCAUGGACCGGAGAACUGCGGUCCGUGAAGCUCGUACGCUCCCGCAAGUUUGCCUCUACUGUGUCAUGGGUGAUAAAAUUCGGUGUUGAAAUUACCUUGGAAGUGCUCGACCUGCAUGAUUCUUUAAUUUACGGUUGUUUUUGCUUCCAGCUUGAGGUUCAUGUUCGCGAUGAAUGUCCUGCAACGGAAGUUCAGUGUGAAUACAAGAACUUGGGAUGUGAAGAAGUGUUUCCGAGAUCAAACGCCCAUUCUCACGCGGAAACUCAUGUUGAACGUCAUUUGGACCUAGCCCUCCGCGGCCUUGAAACUACCCACAACCAAGUUCGCGCUCUUGCCAGCCUGGUGAAGGAACAGUCGCAAAAGAUACAGAAACUAGAGAAGGAAAUGUCCAAGGUUAAUGAGCAACCCCAUCAGAUAGAAAAGCUAGAGGAAGAUGUGUCAAAGGUUAGAGAGCACUCGCAAGAGAUAGAAAGACUGAAGAAGGAUAUAUCUCAAGUAAAAGCACACACACGACAAGAGGAGAAGCUGGAGAAGAUUACCGAGAACUAUGCCCCGUUUGUAUGGAAAAUUCCUCACUUUCAAGCCGUUUAUGAGAGAGCAGUGACAGGAGAACAAGAGGUUGUGCUGAGCGAGCCGUUUUAUUUGUUUAAAAACGGAUACAAGCUGAAAAUAAAAAUGAUGCCUAAUGGAGGUAAUACACUCGACCCUGUCGCACAUAAAGAAUAUAAAGGAAGAUUUCUGUCGCUCUAUAUCAAAGUUAUUCCUGGAGAAUAUGAUUCGAUAUUACCGUGGCCUUUCACAGAAAAGGUACGAGUUACAUUGAUUGAUCAAUAUGUGCGCAAGGACAUGAGAGAAAACAUAUCGCUUGUUAUUGACCUUGGCGAUCACGCGUAUUUUCGUCCUGUUGUUGAAAAAGAUGCUGAAUAUGGCUUUCCGGAUUUCGUCAGCCAAGAUAUUUUGCGAUCACGAUCGUAUGUUAAAACGAAUACAAUUUUUAUAAUGGCCAGUAGAGAAUAUCGAACAUAGACAAAAUAUAAUUUAUCUCAACUGAGAGAGAUUUUAUAAAAGGAUCGAUGGAAUUUCAUAGAAGGAAUGGGAUUCAUAAUCGGGGACGGAUCCCCGAUUAUGGCUCCUGCAUGUAUGUCGUUUCUCCUCACCAAUUAACAGAUCAGGAAAUAUCAAUUAAUUAAUGUGGGUUCGAAGGAGGGGUGGGUACUAGCUAGGGGUAUGGAAUUUUGUUCUCGAUUUAAUUGAGAUAGCUAUCUCGCUUUAAGCUGGUGAUUAAAAAUUCUGUUUUAAUUUUUAAGGAAAAUCCGUUAUCCUCACUUUUUUUUCUUUUUAAUAGAGAAAUGGUAUUAAUAAAUGAAGGGAGUUUAAAGAGACUUUUUUUCUAUUCCAAGAGGCCAGUCGAAAAAGUUUGAUAGUUUCUCACAGCUUUUUUUCCCCCAGAUUUUAUUGAAGCGUUUUACAAAAUAAUAAACCAUAAAAAAAACGUUACCCCCUAGCCUACAGUGCAGGCGUUAUUUUGGAACAGAACGAUUAAUAAACUAGGUUUUCGAUACCGCCAUCUUGGAUUAUAACUGGAUGCUUGACCGCCAUUUUUUCCACUUCGGGCCAACUUCCCCAGCAAAUUUUCCAUCGACCCAGUCCUCCACAGUUACCGAACUUACUAAGCCGGAUAGCGGCCUAGUACGAAAAUGUGCACUCGCGCGGCCACUGCAUCUAUGAACAAGUGUCCCGCCCUUGCAUCUCAAUUUUUUUGACAAAGGAAGAAGAGGAGGUAUUGCAAGCUUGAAUUGGACAGACGAAAGAAGUCGAAAAUGUUACCUCGAAAAACACCCCUACAUUUCUCUUAGAUUUACCUUGGGCAGGAGAUUCUCUUGCCUUGGGAACGGGUAUUACAAAUAAAUUAUAAUUUAAAUUGUAUCUCUUUCUUAACUUCUUAUUCCUGGAGACCGUGUCUUCUGAACUUGCCUUGCCUGGAAAACACAUGGAAUCAAGUGCAAACAUUCCACGAUCAUGCCUUUAAUCCAGUCCAUUAACUUUCCCACUCC
This is a messenger RNA of Orbicella faveolata, 3396 nucleotides long. RefSeq names its product TNF receptor-associated factor 4-like. Gene Ontology annotation, molecular function: protein binding; zinc ion binding. Gene Ontology annotation, biological process: signal transduction; regulation of apoptotic process. NCBI's taxonomy places the organism in Eukaryota, Metazoa, Cnidaria, Anthozoa, Scleractinia, Merulinidae. The record is from RefSeq and is a predicted model, not a curated record.